Aphanomyces invadans is the source of this 853-nucleotide messenger RNA. RefSeq names its product tryptophan synthase, alpha subunit. Lineage: Eukaryota; Oomycota; Saprolegniomycetes; Saprolegniales; Verrucalvaceae. Gene Ontology annotation, cellular component: cytosol. Gene Ontology annotation, biological process: L-tryptophan biosynthetic process. Gene Ontology annotation, molecular function: tryptophan synthase activity. Bases 16 to 801 code for a protein of 261 amino acids. The transcript has 8 exons. The record is from RefSeq and is a predicted model, not a curated record.
CGAAUUUUCGCCACCAUGAACAGAAUCGACACCACCUUUGCUCGCUGCAAGCAUGAAGGAAAGACCGCAUUUAUCACCUUCAUCCCGUGUGGGUACAAGGAAAAGGCCGACACAAUUCCGAUCCUUCUCGCAUGCCAGGCUGGCGGCGCCGAUAUCAUCGAGGUUGGCAUCCCGUACUCGGAUCCGGGAGCGGAUGGACCUGUCAUUCAAAAAGCUCAUCAAAACGGCGUCGACCAAGGCAUUACGUUCAAAGAUGUCCUGCAAACAGUGUCGGAUGCACGCGCCCAGGGCUUGACCGUGCCGGUCGUCCUCAUGGGCUACUUCAACAACUUUUUGCAAUACGGACUCGACAUAGUUUUCCAAGACUCCAAGAAAGCCGGUGUUGAUGGCUACAUCAUCGUGGACUUGCCGCCUGAAGAAGCAACCGAAUUUAGUGCGGUGACCAAGCAACACGGCAUUUGCUUCAUUCCGCUCGUGUCGCCAACCACCGUGGACAGCCGCAUGCCUCUGAUCGAGGCCUGCGGUAGCGGGUUCUGCUACGUUGUGAGUUUGACGGGGGUCACUGGCUCCCGCAACGCCCUGCCGAUCAACUUGGACGAUUUCGUUGCCCGGGUUCGCAAGCAUAUUUCCCUUCCCCUCGCACUCGGAUUUGGACUGUCCUCCAAGGCGCACGUCGAAUCCGCUGGGAAGCUUGUGGACGGCGCCGUGAUCGGGUCCAAGAUUUGCAACGUCAUUGACGAAGCUCCCCGCAACGAACGCGCACAAAAGGUCAAGGAGUUUUGCCUCUCCAUCACGCAAUAGACUACCCUUGUCCACACACCCCUUUAAUUCAUCACGUUUGUGGUUGGUUCCA